Molecule: messenger RNA, 4377 nt
Organism: Uncinocarpus reesii 1704
Lineage: Eukaryota; Fungi; Ascomycota; Eurotiomycetes; Onygenales; Onygenaceae
Exons: 3
Coding region: 1-4377 (1458 amino acids)
Biological process (GO): glycogen catabolic process
Molecular function (GO): 4-alpha-glucanotransferase activity; amylo-alpha-1,6-glucosidase activity
Source: RefSeq, a predicted model, not a curated record
AUGGCGGCACCAACGCAGGUUUAUCUCCUCCCGCUGAAGAGCGAUGGUGCUCCCGACAUCCCAGGAGGGUAUAUCUAUCUCCCGCCUCCCAGUGACCCGCCGUACCUGCUCCGAUUUGUGAUCGAGGGCAGCAGCCCUAUCUGCAGAAAGGGAAACUUAUGGGUGAACAUUCCCGCUCCCAAGGAUUGUUUUGAAAGCAGCAAAUUCAGGAAGUUUAGUCUUCUUUCCAAUCUCUCCGACGAUCCUACCCCCUCGCCCCAUGCAGAGACGAGAACAGAGACAUUUUAUAUAGACGUAUGCCCCGAUAUCAGGCUCAAUGGCGAACGGAUGCCUGUUGAAUCCUUGUCAAUAUUCUCCGUUGUCUCCAAGUUCAUGGGAAGAUAUCCGACCGGCUGGGAUAAGCAUCUUAAAGGGAUCGGUCAACGCGGAUACAAUGUUGUCCAUUUCACCCCGCUGAUGACAAGGGGAGCAUCAAAUUCGCCAUAUAGCAUAUAUGGCCAACUAGAGUUCGAUCGGCAUUCGUUCCCAAAUGGAGAGGAUGAUAUCACGGAUAUGGUCACAAGAAUGGAAAAGGAUUACGGACUGCUUGCGCUGACCGAUGUCGUCUGGAACCAUACUGCUCACAACAGCAAAUGGCUUCAGGAGCACCCUGAAGCUGGCUACAACGUGGAAACAGCACCCUGGCUAGAAGCUGCUUUGGAGUUAGACGACGCCCUUUUGAAAUACGGAGAUGACCUGGCAACUCUGGGUUUGCCCACGGAAUUCAAGACAGUUGAUGACCUGGCUACAGUGGUGCAUCAGAUGAGGCCACAUGUCAUCGAAAAGAUUAGGCUAUGGGAAUUUUACACUGUCGAUGUCAAACAUGGUACAAAAUCCAUCAUUGAUGCAUGGAGGUCCGGGAAUAUCGAGUAUCCCAAAGGGGGAUUUGGAGACGUUGGCGUUGGGGGAUUAGAUCAAAUUCGGCAAUGGCCGUUUGAGAAGAAGGCUGCUUUCCUACGCAAAAAGGCAUUUGAAAACGACAAUCGGGUUUUGGGUCGAUACAGCAGACGGGUGAAUCCCCAAAUUGGGGCUGCACUACUCACCGCGCUCUAUGGCCGGUUUGAUGAGACGACUACAGACUCUCAGGCGGUUGAAGAGAAUGUUACCAAGACACUGGAUGCUCUGAACCUGCCGUUGUUCCAGGAGUUUGACAAAGAUGUCUCGGAAAUUUUCGACCAGCUCUUCAAUCGGAUCAAGUAUCUCCGCUUGGAUGAACAUGGACCGAAGCUAGGCCCUGUUACAAAAGACAGUCCUCUCAUUGAAACCUAUUUUACCCGCCUUCCAUUGAAUGAGGUUACCAAAGUGCAUAGCUCCAAGUCGCUUGCCCUACUUAACAACGGAUGGGUAUGGAACGCAGAUGCUCUAAGGGACAACGCGGGACCCGACUCUCGGGCUUACCUAAAACGAGAAGUCAUUGUUUGGGGCGAUUGUGUUAAACUACGCUACGGAGAGUCCUUCGAGGAUAAUCCAUUUUUGUGGGGGUAUAUGACCCAGUAUACAAAGCUCAUGGCGAAAUACUUCGCGGGCUUUCGUAUUGACAACUGCCACUCUACUCCUUUACACGUAGCGGAGUACUUACUGCAUGAAGCCCGACGCGUUCGUCCCAAUUUAAUGGUUUUUGCAGAACUAUUCACGGGUUCGGAGGAGGCCGAUUAUUUGUUCACAAAGCGACUUGGGCUGACGGCUUUGAUCAGGGAGGCAAUGCAGGCAUGGAGCUCCGCUGAGCUCAGUCGACUGGUUCACCGUCACGGUGGCCGUCCUAUUGGCAGCUUUGACCCGAGUUUAUUGUCGCACUGGUGUCAAAGGGAAGACAAUACCAUCCUCAAUCAUAUCCGGCAAACUUCCGUGCAUGCGCUUUUCAUGGAUUGUACACAUGAUAAUGAAGCUCCGGCCCAGAAGCGGGAUGCUAGGGACACGCUGCCUAAUGCAGCACUGGUAGCAAUGUGCGCUUCUGCGAUUGGCAGCGUAAUGGGGUACGAUGAAGUAUACCCUGAACACGUCAAUCUCGUAACAGAUGGGCGAUCAUACCAGUCUUCAUUUUCGGAGGCCGAAGUGCAGGGUCUCACUGGCGAAGGGGGUAUAGGUGGUCUCAAGAAGCUGUUGAACAAGCUGCAUACGGAGAUGGCUGUUGAUCAGUACGAUGAAACCCAUAUUCACCACGAUGGAGAAUAUAUAACCGUUCACAGGGUUCAUCCACACACAAGAAAGGGCAUUUUGCUUAUAUCACGUACUGCUUUUGCCGAUUCUCCGGAUGAGCAUACUUUCUCUCCCGUUCAUCUGACAGGCACUAAAGCGAGCCUUUUAGGUGCUUGGAAACUUGAAGUCGAUAACAGCAACGAAACAAAACAGACUAUCACAUCAGAUAAACAAUUCUUGAGAGGCUUACCCAGCCGUGUCUCUGAACUUUCGGGAUUCCGAAUCGAAGAAUGCGGUGACAAUACGAUAGUAUCUUGCCCCGGAAAGUUUCCACCAGGCUCUAUUGCCUUACUAGAAACGCAUAUCAACGAGCAGGAUCUACCGAUCGGGCUGAGUGAUUUCAUCACUGCUGAUGUGGACGAAGCUUUCGCCCGUGUCGAUUUAACCGCACUAAAUUUUGUAUUAUAUCGCUGCGACUCCGAGGAAAGGGACUCUAGCGGUGGGAAGGAUGGAGUCUAUAAUAUACCAAAUUUCGGCCCUCUUGUUUAUGCUGGACUCCAAGGGUGGUGGAGUAUCCUGGAAGCCAUCAUUAAACAAAAUGAUCUUGGCCAUCCGCUUUGUGACAAUCUGAGAGACGGUCAAUGGGCACUUGAUUUUGUCGUUGGACGAAUGCGACGGGCCAUCUCGCACCAGAAUUAUUCACAACUGGAAGGCCCAACAAAGUGGCUUGAGGAUCGGCUUAACGCGGUUCGCCGAGUCCCGAAUUUUUUGUUGCCCAGAUAUUUUACUAUCAUUAUUAAAGCUGCGUACGAUGCGGCCUGCCGACGUGCGAUUCAUGGGUUAGGAGUCAUCAUUGAGCAUGGUCAGCAUUUCAUCCAUGAGCUGGCGUUGGUAAGCGUGCAGCAGAUGGGCGAGGUGAAAUCUGCUUCGCUUUACCCUACAAAGCAGGUACCUUGCCUUGCUGCUGGCCUGCCACAUUUUGCCACAGACUGGGCGAGGUGCUGGGGCCGCGAUGUGUUUAUUUCGCUCCGGGGGUUACUCCUCGCCGCUGGUCGAUUUGAUGAUGCGAAAGAGCAUAUUCUCGCUUUUGCAAGUGUGUUGAAACAUGGCAUGAUACCCAAUCUGCUUUCAUCUGGAAAGCUUCCUAGAUACAACUCUCGCGAUUCUGUUUGGUUUUUUCUGCAAGCGAUCCAAGAUUAUACCCACAUCGUUCCAGAAGGUAUUCGGAUUUUGGAUGAAAAGGUCUCCCGUCGAUUUCUACCGUAUGAUGACACGUGGUUUUCGUUUGACGAUGAAAGGGCGUAUAGCCACCAGUCGACUAUUGCCGAGGUCAUCCAGGAGAUCCUACAGAGACAUGCUUCAGGCAUAUCAUAUCGGGAACACAAUGCCGGCCCUGAGUUGGAUAUGCAAAUGAAGCCAGAGGGAUUUCAGGUGAAUGUUCAUGUUGACUGGCAAACCGGGAUCAUGUUUGGAGGAAACCAGUGGAACUGUGGGACUUGGAUGGACAAGAUGGGCGAGAGCGACAAAGCCGGGAACCGUGGUUAUCCCGGCACCCCAAGGGAUGGCGCGCCGAUUGAAAUCACUGGCUUGCAAUACAGCGCGCUGCGAUGGAUCUCGAAUCUAAGAAAAGAUGGCCUUUACUCGCACAAUGGAGUUGAUAUUGGUUCCGGCCAGACGAUCACCUUCCUUGACUGGGUUGAUAGGCUAAAGGCAAAUUUCGAGAGGUGUUACUACGUGCCCGUGGAGCCUGAUGAGGACAGGCUGUUCGAUGUGAACAGCUCAGUUGUUAACCGCCGCGGCAUCUACAAAGAUGUAUACCGAUCUGGGAAAGGUUACGAAGACUAUCAGCUCCGGCCCAACUUUACGAUAGCCAUGGUGGUUGCUCCGGAUCUUUUCACUCCCAGGCGUGCGUUUCAUGCCUUGACCAUCGCUGAUACCGUUCUCCGUGGGCCAACAGGCAUGGCUACACUUGACCCCACGGACCUGAACUAUCGCCCGUACUAUAACAACUCGGAAGACUCGACUGAUUUUGCAACUGCGAAGGGGAGGAAUUACCAUCAAGGACCCGAAUGGCUGUGGCCAACGGGGUACUUUCUCAGAGCGUUGCUGAAGUUUAGCCUGCUGAAGGACGAUUCGUAUCAAAGCUUGAUGGAUGUGUAUCAGCAGAUCACGAUGCGGCUGGAGGGUCUAACAGUCUUGUAG